This is a messenger RNA of Entrophospora candida, 3396 nucleotides long. The record is from the annotation of a GenBank genome assembly. NCBI's taxonomy places the organism in Eukaryota, Fungi, Glomeromycota, Glomeromycetes, Entrophosporales, Entrophosporaceae.
AUGGAUGCCGAAAAAUCAAUAAAUUUAUUAAACGAAUUAAUUAAUAGAAGUGAUUUGGAUGCUGGAGUUGCUAAAUCAUCAAAUGGAUUGCUUGAAACAUUAAAAAUCAUACAAAAUUGUACCAGUUGUAAAAAGGAUGAUAUAAAAGAAAACGAUUGUUUUUAUGAAUUUAUAAAUGAAAUCUUGGUUGAGUUAGAAAAAGAAAAAGAAGAACAAAAAAAGAAUUAUAUAAUCAGGAGGUUAGACCAUGAAUUAAUCAGAAUAGAUGAUGUAUUGAAUGGAAAAGUAUUAUGUGAAGAUUGCAAAGAAGAAAAAAUAGAAAAAUUAGCAAAUAAAUUAUUUAACAUGUCAAAUGAAUUAAUUAAUAGAAGGGAUUUGACAGUUAGCAUUACUGAAUCAUCAAAUCGAUUGAUUGAAACGUUAAAAAUGAUACAAAAUUGUACCAGUUGUAAAAAAGAUAAUAUAAAAGAAGGAGGGUAUUUUGAUGUAUUUUAUAGAUCAAUAAAUGAAAUAGGAAAUUACUUGAUCAUAUUAGAAAAAGGAAACCAUUUAAUAAUCCAUCAAUUAAGUGAUAAAUUAAUUGAAAUAUAUGAUAUAUUGAAUGAAAAUGUAUUAUGCAAAGGUUGCAAAGGAGAAAAAAUAGAAAAAUUAACAAAUAAGUUAUUUAGCUCAUUAAACAAAUUAAUUAAUAGAAGCAAUUUGGAUGCCGGAGUUACUAAUUUAUCAGAUGGAUUGCUUGAAACAUUAAAUAUAAUACAAGGUUGUACCAUUUGUAAAAAAGAUGAUAUAAAAGAAGAUUAUUGUUUUUAUGAAUUUAAUAAAUUAAUAAACGAAAUAGGAAAUUACUUGGUUGAGUUAGAAAAAGGAAACCAUUUAAUAAUCCAUCAAUUAAGUGAUAAGUUAAUCAAAAUUGAUGAUAUAUUGAAUGGAAAUGUAUUAUGUGAAGGUUGCAAAGGAGAAAAAAUAGAAAAAUUAACAAAUAAGUUAUUUAGCUUGUUAAACAGAUUAAUUAACAGAAGUGAUUUGGAUGCUGGAGUUACUAAUUUAUCAGAUGGAUUGCUUGAAACAUUGAAUACAAUACAGAGUUGUACCAGUUGUAAAAAAGAUAAUAUAAAAGAAAAAAAUUGUUUUUAUAAAUUUAAUAAGUCAAUAAAUGAAAUAGGAAAUUACUUGGCCACGUUAGAAAAAGGAAACCAUUUAAUAAUCAAUCAAUUAGAUGAUGAAUUAAUUGAAAUAGAUGAUAUAUUGAAUGAAAAUGUAUUAUGCAAAGGUUGCAAAGGAGAAAAAAUAGAAAAAUUAACAAAUAAGUUAUUUAGCUCAUUAAACAAAUUAAUUAAUAGAAGUGAUUUGGACGCUGGAGUUACUAAUUUAUCAGAUGGAUUGAUUGAAACAUUAAAAAUGAUACAAUAUUGUGGUACUUGUAAAAGAGAUAAUAUAAAAAAAGAUUAUCGUUUUUAUGAAUUUAAUAAGUCAAUAAACGAAAUAGAAAAUUAUUUGGUUGCAUUAGAGAAGGGAAGCCAUGAUUUGAAUGCUAGAGUUACUGAAUUGUUUGAAACAUUAAAAAUCAUAAAGAAUUGCACCAGUUGUAAAAAAGAAAAAGAGAAUCAUUUAAUAAUUAAUCAAUUAGACGAUGCAUUAAUUAAAAUAGAUGAUGUAUUGAAUGGAAAAACAUUAAAAAUAAUGCAAAGUUGUAUCAGUUGUAAAAAAAAUAGCAUAAAAGAAAAGUAUUUUUAUGAAUUUCAUAAAUCAAUAAAUGAAAUAGAAAAUUACUUGGUUGAGUUAGAAAAAGGAAACCAUUUAAUAAUCAAUCAAUUAGAUGAAGAAUUAAUUGAAAUGGAUGAUGUAUUGAAUGUAUAUAUAUUAUGCAAAGGUUGCCAACAAGAAAAAAUGGAAAAAUUAACAAAUAAACUAUUUAACUCAUUAAAUGAAUUAAUCAACAGAAAUGUUUUGAAUGCUAGAGUUACUGAAUUGCUUGAAACAUUAAAAAUCAUAGAGAGUUGUACCAGUUGUAAAAAAGAUGAUAUAGAAGAAAAACAUUUUGGUAAAUUCUAUAGAUCAAUAAAUGAAAUAGAAAAUUACUUGGUUGCAUUAGAAAAAGAAAAAAGAGAACAAAAAGAGAAUGAUACAAUAAUCUUUUGGUUAGAUGAUGCAUUAAUUAAAAUCUAUCAUGUAUUGAAUGGAUAUAUAUUAUGCAAAGGUUGCAAAGGAGGAAAAAUAGAAAAAUUAACAAAUAAGUUGUUCAACUCAUUAAACAAAUUAAUUAAUAGAAGUGAUUUGAAUGCUAGAGUUACUAAGUCAUCAAAUGAAUUGCUUGAAACAUUACAAAUGAUAGGGAAUUGUAUCAGUUGUAAGAAAGAUAAUAUAAAAGAAAAUUGUUUUUGUGAAUUUAAUAAAUCAAUCAAUGAAACAGAAAAUUACUUGGUUGAGUUAGAAAAAGAAAAAGAAGAACAAAAAAAGAAUUGUACAAGUUGUAAAACUAAUAUGAAAGAAGUAAAGUAUUUUGAUGAAUUCUAUAUAUCAAUAAACAAAAUAGAAAAUUACUUGGUUGAGUUAGAAAAAGAAAAAGAAGAACAAAAAAAGAAUGAUAUAAUCUUUUGGUUAGAUGAUGCAUUAAUUAAAAUAGAUGAUGUAUUGAAUGGAAAGGUAUUAUGUGAAGGUUGCAAAGGAGAAAAAUUAACAAAUAAGUUAUUUAACUCAUUAAAUGAAUUAAUUAAUAGAAGUGACUUGAUGGUUAGCAUUACUGAAUCAUCAAAUCGAUUGAUUGAAACAUUAAAAAUAAUGCAAAAUUGUACCAGUUGUAAAAAAGAUAAUAUAAAAGAAAAUUAUUUUGAUAAAUUUCAUAAAUCAAUAAACAAAAUAGACAAUUACUUGGCUGCAUUAGAAAAAGGAAACCAUUCAAUAAUCCAUCAAUUAGAUGAUGAAUUAAUCGAAAUAGAUGAUGUAUUGAAUGGAUAUAUAUUAUGCAAAGUUAAUAAAUCAUCAAAUGAAUUGCUUGAAACAUUAAAAAUCAUAGAGAAUUGUAUCAGUUGUAAAAAAUAUUAUAUAAAAGAAGUAAAGCAUUUUGAUGUAUUCUAUAGAUCAAUAAAUGAAAUAGAAAAUUAUUUGGUUGAAUUAGAAAAAGAAAAAGAAGAACAAGGAAAGAGAUAUAUAAUCAAUCGGUUAGAUGAUAAAUUAAUUUACAUAGAUGAUGUGUUGAAACCCGAAAAAAAGAAAAUCAUUGAAUUAGCAGAAUCAAAACGCCAAGAAAUCAUUAAAUCAGAAAAAUAUUUAAUUGAUGAAAAGAAACACAAGAAUCACCCAGGAUCAUUUUAUACAAGUCGAGCUCUUGGAAAAUCAAUUGAACAAGAUGAUAUUUCAAUUAAUAAUUUAUCAGUCUUACUUAAAUUAAAUAUUUAA